UUUGCCCUGUGAUUGGCCAGGGACUGUUCCCAUUCCUCUCCGUAUCCGCUUUCUUGUUGUACGCACGCCCAGUUUCUGAAUAAUGAUAAUAAUGAUCAAGAUGGCUACUACGGAUGCCUCCUUGCGGUAGCUAUCGAACAGUUUCAUGGAAACAACUAAAACUAGGUUUCCUGGUGAUUUAAAUCCCGGUAGAUAGCCCUGGAGUUGCAAGACACACCACCCGUUUGACUGUUACACCGGAGAGGCUUUGAAAGUAAUUUUACUAACCGCCAGAAGCUAAUUUUAUAGAGCUAGCAGACUAGCUAGCUAGUUGUCGGAACGUCUAAAUUUUAAGUCAGUCUCGCCCUCUUGUGCUUUUGUACUCGGGAGCAGGGCGGGAUCUAGGCCGAAUGGCCGAGCCUAGAAAAGUACCGUUCGUCACUAUCUCCUCCUUCAGCACCUCUCCACCCUCGGAGUCAAAGAAGCGCCGCCAGGAAGACGAGGCCGAAGUCAGUUUUGGGAAAGAUGGAGGUGCAGGGAGUACGGCAACCGUGUCAGGAGGUUGCGGUAGUCCUUUCGGUAACGUAAAAGGUGGAGACGGGGAUGCUGGGGAACCGAAACGGACAGUGCGUCUAAGCCUGAGCUUGUCCGAGCCAAGCGACAGAGGAUCCGCGGAGUUCAACUACAGCGAACUGGUCCAGUCCCCCGAGCCCCAGGAGAAGGUGAGGAAGCCUUCCUCAGGACCUUCCAGAGGCCUGGCCCCGCCCCUUGACCCCGGCGACCCCUUCGCUGAUGAUGAGAAGGAGAGACAGGAAGUAGAAGCUCUUGCCAAGAAGUUUGAGAGCAAAUACGCCAGCGUGGGUAAGAGGAAGAGGAGGGACCGCAUGCAGGAUCUUAUUGACAUCGGCGACGGAUACGACGACACGGACCCCUUCAUAGACAACUCUGAACCUUAUGAUGAGCUGGUUCCAGCCUCCUUGAGCACCAAGCUGGGAGGCUUCUACAUCAACACCGGCACGCUGCAGUUCAGACCCGCCUCCGACUCAGACGGGGACGAGGGGGGCAUGGAGGGGGGCAUGGAGGGGGGCUGCUUCAAGAAGCUGAAGGAGGGUGAAGAACGAGGGAUGAAGAAGAGGAGGAGGAAGCAGGAUGGAGCUGUGGAGGAGAAGAAGAAGAACAGGCUUCCUAAACGGGGAGGGGUUCCUGUCCUGGGCAUGCACCGACCAGAGAAAAAGAAACGUAAGAAGCUGAUGAAGGACAGUCUAAACCUGGCGGCCAUGUUGAGACGCUUCUCCAGGGAGAAGGACCAGAUGAGGAGACGCCCCCCCGGGCCCCCCCGGGCCCCCCCCCGCGCCCCAGCCCCCCUCCCCAACACCGCCCAUGCCAGGCCCCCCGGCAACAACAUCGCCAUGGACGACCUGACCUCCGACCCCGCUGUGAUGUCGCUGCUGGGCUCGGCCAACCACAACGAGAUGCUGCAGAAUAUGAUGGGAGAUCUGGACUUCUCCCUAUUAGACUCCUCCCCCACCGCCAGCAGCCCCGCCCACGGGGAGAACGGCACCCAGAGGGGAGGGUUGGGAGGGGGGAGGGUACAGGGAGGAGGGAUGGGGGGGGUUAGAACCCAGGGGGGUGUCUCCCCCCCCCCCCCCCUGCCGGAUGGCCUGCCUGCUCCCCUCAGCAAGCGCAUUGAGGACCUGAGAGUGGCCAGCCGCCAGUUUGACCAGGAGGGCAGGAAGAAGUUCUUCACCCUGGACAUGAAUAACAUCCUGUUAGAUAUUGAGCUGCAGGUGCAGGAGCAGCCAGCAGGGGUCAGGGCGGCGGUCUACUCACACCUGGAGGCCUUUGUUCCCUGCAACAAGGAGGCUCUGCUCAAACGACUGAAGAAGCUCAGCCUCAACAUCCAGGAUGACCGUCUGCGUGCUCCCCUGUUGAAGCUGAAGCUGGCUGUGUGCAGUGUGAUGCCUGAGCAGAUCGCCAGGUACAAUAUGGACUGCAUCGCCAAGGUGGCCAAGCAGCAGUCGGAGGAGGGGGAGAAGCAGGGAUCUGAGGAGGAGGAUGAGGACAAGCCAGGGAAGAGGGUGAUGGGACCUCGCAAGAAGUUUGUCUGGGACGACAAGCUCAGGACCCUGCUGGGCACGCUGGUGCAGGUGAAGCUGGGCUGCUAUGAGCUGGAGGCUCAGAGCUCUGUGUCCCUGGAGGACUACCUCAAAGCCUUCAUGGAGACAGAGGUCAAGCCCCUCUGGCCCAAGGGAUGGAUGCAGGCCAGAAUGCUGUUCAAGGAGAGCAUCAUGGUCCAUGGUCACGUGACAGGAAAUGUAGUCAAGAAGAAGAUGGUCCCCACCCCCAAAGCCAAACCCAAGGAGGGCGUGUUCGUCCAGAGGCCCCAGGCCGUGUCCGGUCCCCCUCGACGGGUCCCCCAGUCCCCAUCGGAGCCCAUCUGUGUGGAUGAGGACCUGUGCCCCCCCUCCCUGGACUCCAUCUCCCAGGCUCUGGCACUGCUCAGCAGCGCUGCCAAGGGCCUGGUCCAGGGGGACAGCCCCCCCUCGGGGGCCCCCUCACUUCUGGCCUCCUCUUCCUCCUCCCCCCUCCUGCAGCCACAUCAUCACUACGUCUCCUCCCCCUCCUCUCCUUCUCUCUCCCCCCAGCCCUCCCCCGCCCGUCUCCCCCAGCCCUCCCCCGCCCGUCUCUCUGGGGUGCAGUCUACCUUCAUCACUCCCAUGCAGGCCAGCCACAGCAGCAACACCCCCAUCAUCAAACUCACCCCCCGUUGCCCCGCCCCCUCCUCCCCCCUCCCCAGGCCUCAGUCUGCUCCCAGCAUGCACCAGUACUCUUCUAAGAGCCCCUCAGGGUUCAGGCCCGCCUGCUCAGGUGCUCCAGGGUCCACCUCUCAGACAAGCAGCAGUGCCAACACCAGCCUUACUAACUCCUCACAAAUUGGCAAGCAGCAUCCAGGAUCAGGCUCCUCCCCCGGUGUGUCCUUGGCCAAUCAGGUACAGCGGUCAGUGGGCGGGACUACUCAGGGGGCUAAGCCAAUGACGUCUGUCUCCUCAUCAUCAGUCUCUUCUCAGUUACCGCAGGUGUCCUCAGCAGGGGGGAGUCUCCUGGCCUCCCCCCCCUCCCUCCUCCAGGGCUUCAGCAUGUUGGGGGGGCUGGUCCCCCUGCCCUUCCAGUUCCCCUCCCUGCUGAACCUGCCCCCCCUGGUCACCAGCGCCCCCCCCAGCACCCCCUCCGCCACUGCAGCCAGCCAGGCCUUCUCCCUGACACAGAAUCUCUAUAAGAGUCUCCAGUCUGGGUCUCAGGUUGUGCCUCCUCACUUGCAGUUCGCUUUCUCAGAUGUCAAUCAGAGCCAGGGAGGAGACAGGAAGUCCCUCUGAACCCGCCCACUAUAUGACAGCUGCCAUGACAAAUCAGGAACUACGAUGACUUUGAGUGACAGAUUAAUUGACCAACCACAGGAUGGGACUUGCAUCUUGUGAUGUCAGUAACUGGAUUUUUUACUGUAAUUUUUUAAUUACAAGAAUUUCAUAGUUUUUUUAACAGCUCAAUGACAGAAAUGCUGUUUUUGUCGAUGUUUACAAGGCAGACCUGUCACUGUGGACUGGAGGAGAAUAUUUAUGGAUGUCUGGAAACAACUGCCUUCACUCAUGACAGAGUGUGUGUGUCUGUGUGUGUACCUGUACAGGUCAGUUUGCUGUGUGUGUGUGUCCCUGUACAGGUCAGUUUGCUGUGUGUGUGUGUGUACCUGUACAGGUCAGUUUGCUGUGUGUGUGUGUGUGUGUGUGUCUCCUCCUCCGCUGGUCCCAUCUGUCACCAUGGUGCUGGUCAUUCUUUAACCCAUGCUGUACAUUUGUCUUUGUACUUGAACUUUUCACCUUUUCCUUUUUUGUACAAAAAUGGAACCAUUAAAUGAAAUUAAACUGAUAACUGUU
Messenger RNA from Hypomesus transpacificus, 3908 nucleotides. Its product is annotated as ubinuclein-2-like. Lineage: Eukaryota; Metazoa; Chordata; Actinopteri; Osmeriformes; Osmeridae. Gene Ontology annotation, cellular component: nucleus. The record is from RefSeq and is a predicted model, not a curated record.